Nannospalax galili (Upper Galilee mountains blind mole rat) is the source of this 1192-nucleotide messenger RNA. It is a transcript of the gene Cfap298, whose product is annotated as cilia and flagella associated protein 298. The record is from RefSeq and is a predicted model, not a curated record. The coding region runs from base 235 to 1104 and encodes 289 amino acids. NCBI's taxonomy places the organism in Eukaryota, Metazoa, Chordata, Mammalia, Rodentia, Spalacidae. Gene Ontology annotation, biological process: regulation of cilium movement. The transcript has 7 exons.
CUGGCCAUGCGCUGAAGGCCCCUCCCACUCAGUGCUUAGCUGUUGCUUCUGGCAACAGGCACUUCCGCGAGCGUCCGUCGUUUUUUUUGUACCGGGUGGGCGCGUGCACCCGCGUUCCGGUGGUUCGGGCCCCGAGCAGCCGUUAGUGGGCCGCUGCUGUUCCUGUCCCGCCGUCCCUCAGGCCUGUAGGCCUCGCGUCUCCGUGCUAGUCGCCCUGCCGCCCCGAAGGUCACCAUGGUGGUACUGCACGUGAAGCGAGGUGACCAGAGCCAGUUUCUGCUGCAGGCGCCAGGGAGCAUCGGGCUGGAGGAGCUCACGGCGCAGGUGAUCCGUGUCUACAACGGGCGGCUCAAGGUGCAGCGCCUGUCUGCAGAAAUGGAAGAGCUAGCAGAACACGGCAUAUUUCUCCCUCCUAACAUGCAAGGACUAACUGAUGAACAGAUUGAAGAACUGAAAUUAAAGGAUGAAUGGGGAGAAAAAUGUAUACCCAGCGGGGGUUCGGCUUUUAAAAAAGAUGACAUUGGACGAAGGAAUGGGCAAGCUCCAAAUGAAAAGAUGAAGCAGGUUUUAAAGAAGACAAUAGAAGAAGCCAAAGCAAUAAUAUCUAAGAAACAAGUGGAAGCUGGUGUCUGUGUUACCAUGGAGAUGGUAGAAGAUGCCUUGGACCUGCUUCGAGGUGCAGUGAUGAUUGUCUAUCCCAUGGGGCUGCCACCAUACGAUCCCAUCCAGAUGGAAUUUGAAAAUAAAGAAGAUCUGUCAGGAACUCAGGCAGCACUUGAUGUCAUUAAAGAAUCAGAGGCACAGCUAUGGUGGGCAGCCAAAGAACUAAGAAGAACAAAGAUGCUUUCCGACUAUGUGGGGAGGAAUGAGAAAACCAAGAUCAUCAUCAAGAUCCAGCAAAGGGGACAGGGAGCACCAGCCCGAGAGCCGAUUAUUAGCAGCGAGGAGCAGAAGCAGCUGAUGCUGUUUUACCACAGAAGACAGGAGGAGCUCAAGAAACUGGAAGAAAAUGAUGACGACUCCUGUUUAAAUUCUCCAUGGGCUGAUAACACUGCUUUGAAAAGACAUUUUCACGGGGUCAAAGACAUAAAGUGGAGACCGUGAAGCUCCCCGACUGCCAAAGCUGUCAGAACCAUCUUUCUAAUGGCAAAAUAAUUAUAAUACUAUAAAGACUUCGCCACCUGCUAUCAGA